AUGAGUGCGAGCACAGGCAUUGUUGGCGCAUUUCCGCCGCCAGACGGAAUUACUCCUAAUUUUGUGAAUCCGGACUACAUCGGAUAUCGCAUUGUCGUCGUGGCCCUCGUCUUCACCACACUCGCAUUUGCAUUUCUAUCGGUUCGAUUAUACACAAAACGCUUUGUGAUAAGGAGACUUGAACUCGAUGACUGCGAAGUUCUAACUCUUGUUGCCGUAUUCCAAGGCUUUUUCCCUGUCGUACGCAACGUUGUCAAUUUAUCGUCAACCAGAAAUGGCGUUGGCGUUCACAUCUGGGAUGUUCCCCUUGAGAAUUUCAAGACGUUCAUGCGCGCAGGUCCUCUCGAUCCGCAGUAUCUUCUGGGGUCCAUUUUUGGUGGCACAUCCUAUAGCCUCGGAACGCUUUUUAUCAAGGUUUCGGUCUUGCUACUUUACCUCCGACUCUCGGCCCAUCGAGCUGUCCGGAUCGUCAUAUACAUCACCAUGAUCGUCGCUGUCAGUUAUUGUAUGUUUGGAGCCCUCGCCACCUUUUUCGUGUGUACACCGAUGAAACGAUACUGGGAUUUCUCCGUCCCAGGGACAUGCAUUAACAUUAGUGCUAAUUUCGUCGCAUUGGCGGCAUUCAAUGUUGGGACAGAUGUGGUUAUGUUGCUGCUGCCGAUUUGGCUGCUAGGGCCGUUGAAGAUCCAGAAACGACAGAAAAUCGGCGUCACACUCAUAUUGAUGAUCGGAUCUUUCGUGUGCAUCGUGAGUAUACUCAGACUGGCAUUUAUUUUCCCGGGCCUAACGCAAAUGGAUACUACAUGGCAUUACGUUGACAACAUCAUCUGGAUAAUUCUUGAGAUGUAUGUUGGUGUAAUCUGCGCCUGCCUACCCAGUCUCAAGGCCCUCAUAAAGCACUACUUCCCAGAAUUCUUCGACGGUAGCCAUGUAGGACUCGGACGUAGAAUACCAUCUUUUGAUGUUGCUACGCCUUUCCCACAACAGCGGGAGGAUUCAUCGAAUAUCUUCGAAGGACAGAAAAGCACCAAUGCCGGCACUAGUGUACAACUGAAGAGCUUAGCCACCAGCUCGGAAGAUGGUGCAUGCGACAAAAGGAAUCCAGUUCGCUCUUCUAUUGCGUAG
This is a messenger RNA of Hyaloscypha bicolor E, 1125 nucleotides long. RefSeq lists its product as uncharacterized. The transcript is spliced from 6 exons. The record is from RefSeq and is a predicted model, not a curated record. NCBI's taxonomy places the organism in Eukaryota, Fungi, Ascomycota, Leotiomycetes, Helotiales, Hyaloscyphaceae. The coding region runs from base 1 to 1125 and encodes 374 amino acids.